Molecule: messenger RNA, 4184 nt
Organism: Gopherus evgoodei (Goodes thornscrub tortoise)
Lineage: Eukaryota; Metazoa; Chordata; Testudines; Testudinidae
Gene: CSNK1G3
Product: casein kinase 1 gamma 3
Exons: 15
Coding region: 324-1799 (491 amino acids)
Biological process (GO): positive regulation of canonical Wnt signaling pathway; peptidyl-serine phosphorylation; signal transduction
Cellular component (GO): nucleus; cytoplasm; plasma membrane
Molecular function (GO): protein serine/threonine kinase activity; ATP binding
Source: RefSeq, a predicted model, not a curated record
CAUGCUGUUUACAUCUAAAACGUGAACAUUAUGGUGAAGAAAAGGCAUUGCCAUGAACAGUGUACCGCUUUCUUGGAGUCUCUGUAAAUCCUGUUGGUAGGAUACACACUGAGUAUAUAUUUUGCUUCAAAGACUACCAAGGAAAACUAUUUUGCGAAUGGGAUGAAUAUGCAGCCAUUGACUACUUACCAACUACAAUUUAGUGACUGAUUAACCAGCUGGAGCACUUAACUAGUGAUGAUUCCAUUCUCACAUUAUCCCGUUUGAGUUUGCUUGUCUUGAUUUAAAAAAAAAAAUUCAAAGUGGAGUACCGUAAACUUGAUAUGGAUGGUAAAAAGAAAGACAAGGACAAACCAGAUGAUAGAAUGGCACGGCCUAGUGGGCGUUCAGGUCACAAUCCACGUGGCACUGGCUCUUCGAACUCUGGAGUGUUAAUGGUUGGACCUAACUUUAGAGUUGGCAAAAAAAUUGGAUGUGGUAAUUUUGGAGAACUACGAUUAGGAAAAAAUUUGUACACAAAUGAAUAUGUGGCAAUUAAGCUGGUGCUUCUGAGCUGUUUUGCUGUGUAUCUGUCGCUGUUCGGCAUCUCGGCUGUGGCCCUUCAUGGACAUCUGCCCAGCACUGUUCACAAAAAUGUCUUAAUUGCGGAGCCAAUGAAAUCCAGAGCACCACAGCUACACUUGGAAUACAGAUUCUACAAGCAAUUAGGAUCUGGAGACGGUAUACCUCAGGUUUACUAUUUUGGCCCUUGUGGCAAAUACAAUGCCAUGGUGCUAGAACUACUGGGACCUAGCUUGGAAGACCUAUUUGACCUGUGUGAUAGGACAUUUUCUCUUAAAACUGUUCUUAUGAUAGCUAUACAGUUGAUUUCUCGUAUGGAAUAUGUCCAUUCAAAGAACUUGAUAUAUAGAGAUGUAAAACCUGAGAACUUCUUAAUAGGACGACCAGGAAACAAAACCCAGCAAAUUAUUCAUAUUAUAGAUUUUGGUUUGGCAAAGGAGUAUAUAGAUCCAGAGACAAAGAAGCACAUACCAUAUCGAGAACACAAGAGCCUUACAGGAACAGCUAGAUACAUGAGUAUAAAUACACAUUUAGGAAAAGAACAAAGUAGAAGAGAUGAUUUGGAAGCUUUAGGACAUAUGUUUAUGUAUUUUCUCAGAGGGAGCCUUCCGUGGCAAGGUUUAAAGGCUGAUACAUUAAAAGAACGUUAUCAGAAAAUUGGAGACACAAAACGAGCAACACCUAUCGAAGUAUUGUGUGAAAACUUUCCAGAGGAAAUGGCUACAUAUCUGCGUUAUGUAAGAAGGCUAGAUUUUUUUGAAAAACCAGACUAUGACUACUUAAGAAAACUCUUUACAGACUUAUUUGAUCGGAAGGGCUAUAUGUUUGAUUAUGAAUAUGACUGGAUUGGGAAACAGCUGCCUACUCCAGUGGGCUCAAUUCAUUCAGAUCCCGCACUGUCAUCAAACAGAGAAGCACAUCAGCACAGAGAUAAGAUGCAACAAUCCAAAAAUCAGUCGGCAGACCACAGGGCAGCUUGGGACUCCCAGCAGGCCAACCCCCAUCACUUGAGAGCUCACCUUGCAGCUGACAGACAUGGUGGCUCGGUACAGGUUGUAAGCUCAACAAAUGGAGAAUUGAAUACAGAUGACCCAACUGCAGGCCGUUCGAAUGCUCCUAUCACAGCCCCUACAGAAGUAGAAGUAAUGGAUGAAACAAACUGCCAGAAAGUGUUGAACAUGUGGUGCUGUUGUUUUUUCAAGCGAAGGAAAAGAAAAACUAUUCAGCGCCAUAAAUGACUCUGGAAGCAGGCAGAACAUGGGGAAUUACUUUCUUGUUCAUCUGCUGUCUUGUGAUUUAAAAAAAAAAAUCAUUUCUGUAAUGACCACAAAUUAUUUUCAAAGACUCCAUCUUAAACAAAAAUGUCGUGCCUCCAUGCUUUGGUUUGGUUCUCCUUCAUUCGUAUUUUAUUUUUUAUCCAUCUCUUCUGGAAGCUUUAAAGUUUUAUGAAACAUGAGUGCUUCUUUGACCAUCAGUAAAUGGACCAGUGAAAUGGUACAAAUGAACACUGCUCUGUCCUGAGCAAAACUAAACUUCAAAAGCAUUUCUUCUGUCCUAGAAAGCAAUUAGCAGUGUCUUAGCUGAAGAUCAGAUAUGUCAUAAAUCUGGUUUUUGAUUAGUUCUGUAACAGCAAGUUGAAAGCAGUCUUUUCAAGUGGAUAAUGAAGAAAAAAUAUAUCGUUGCCCAAGCAUUUAAAAGUAAUAAAAAAUCUUACCUUAAGAUUUCUUAUUGUCUGUGACAUAUGCAUUGAUUGUUCAGUAUUACUGAUGGUACUGCAGUCCCAAAUUGUAUUUGUAUUAACAUUAAAUCCUCUCCAUGAUAUCAUGGUACAGUCACUACUUGGAGAUACUGAGGAAGAAGCUAGAUGGAUUCUGCUGAUGGCAUGGUCUAUGCUGUAGUUGCUAAUGAACAAAAAUAUCCUCGAAAGACUCUAGGUUUGAAAAUGUGCUUUUGUUGUGUCUCUAAUGGAGUUGCAGUAUAGUAGAAAUGGCAACGAUGCUUGUACAAAAAUACAAAUAUUUGUAUAAUGUAAGUUGUGCUUCUGGUUACAUUAGAGAGGAAGAUGAAAUAUCUUCAAAAGAGAGAAGAUAUUUAAGAGUUAUAAGAUACACUAAGAGGAAAUAAAUGUGAAUCUGCUUUAAGUGGAAUGGGAAUUAAAGCCUACAAUUCCCAUGAAGGCUACUGCUGAAUGGCAACAUCCUCCUUAAACUGAAAAUUUGGAUGUGCCAUGUAACUGUUAGAUCUUGUUGGUAAAUUAUUUUACUCAAUGAUUUAAAAAAAAAAAUAAGGCAAUGGACAUGGGUUGAACUUAUACUGCCUUCUGUGUACUAGACUAUAGUACCUAAAACUUCGCUGUAGUUUUCUGCAACCUUCUUAACUUUCUGUGUAAUAUUGCAACUGAUGUAAGAUAUUAGGGAAAGGAUGGAUCAGGUACUUUCCCCCACAGUCCUCUGAAGUGCCUGCAAUAUCUAUAAACCAGCUGUUCUGUAGAAAAGGCAGCCCAUUCCAUUUUUUCAAGUCUGCUUCAUUUAAAGCCAUAAUGACAGAGGUGUGCUUUUGUCAUAUUUAGCUACCAGUACUUGGAGAGAUGGAAUGAAAGGACGGAAGUGACUAGACAGACUUGUUGACCAAAACUCCAGAUUAAUUCUCACAAUUUUUAAAAAAGCCUCCAAGAGUUAACUUGUAAUUUUUUUUCUGUCAACAUAUGCCUUCUGGUAUACUUAUUUAUUUUUAAUCUGUUGUGUGGUAACAUUCAAAAUGUGUAUUAAAAUAGAUAAAUGCACACCUUUGAAUUCAUUAUUGCAUUGACAGGGAUUUUAGUUGUAUUUUAUAAUUUAUUUUUUCUUAACUGCCAAAACUGCAGUGCAUUGUUUUGAUGAAUGAUGUGCUCACACGAACACAAAAAUGUGUAAUCUGGUCAUUGUCACUGUUUCUGUUAAUAAUAAUAAUGUUAAAUUUUUGUUUUAAAAAACUGAACUUGGCCUACAAAAGUAUAUACUGUAUAACUGGGUCAAUAGUUUCCACUCAACCUGUUUGUAUUACUCAUUGUCUUAAACUCAUGGACAGUUACACAGUGUUCUUUAUUUUGAUUUGAGCUGAAGAAGUAAGUUGACUUGACCAUUCUAAUGUGAAAACCUGUCCGUCUUUGCAGUAUUUGACCAAAUUUGUCACUCCAUAAUAUUUGUAAAUACAUGCAGUAUUGUAUUUCUUAUCAUACAGUUUAGUUUAAUUCUCAAGGGAUGUUUGACCUGUACAGUGUUUAUAUGAUCUGAACUCCAUAUACACAUCAAGAUGUGUAUAUUAAUCCAAUUAUGGAUUUAAAUAUAAAAAAUUAUGAAAUCUGUUUAUUUGCUGCAAAGACCAGUAUUUAGGCAUUUUGCUUUUUAGCAAUAUUUUUAAGUGCUCCAUUUUAAUGCCAAGGGUCAUUUCCUUCUGGCAACACACACUGGUCAAUAAUAAGUAAAGCAGGUAUGUUCAGGUUAAGCCAACAAUGUUUUGCAUUUGUAUGUUUUUUCCCUUCUAAACUAAUGAAGUCAACAUUGCCUGAAUGUCAGAAUAGUUAAAUCCCUGUUUAAAAUUAUGUAACUGAAGAAGGAAAAAAAAAAUAAAGGUAGUUUUUUUAA